AUGUCGUCAGCCUCCUACCUUCAUGAUGCCCUGCAGAAGCAAGAUGUCGACAUCUGUGGAAUCUCCGAACACUGGUUAUUUGACGAAAAUGCUCACCUGCUUAACAGUAUACAUCCAAACUACUUGUAUUUCGCAGUUUGUGACUUCUCGACGCACGCUCUAUCUGAUCAUAAAACCAGAAAGGGUGGUGUUGCCUUUUUGUGGAAAAAGAACAUCUCGAGUCGUGUGACUGUCGUUGACUCAGAUGACGAUCAUAUCGUUAUCUUGAAGCUGGUCUCUAAUUCUAGCGUUUGGCAUCUUAUACAAGUGUAUAUACCUAACACGAGAUACGGUUCAGAUAUUUUUAACGACUACGUUGACAAGUUAGAUUCUUUGUGUGCCUCGUUUUCCCUACAAGGCUCUGUCAUCAUCAUGGGAGAUUUUAACGCUCGCCUCAGUGGCCCUCGCAUACCAAACUAUCAAAAUUAUCGAGGUCUCCGUCUCCAACGAUGUUUAGACCGAUAUCAGUUGAGUGCUCUGACUACUUCCUUCUUUUGCUCUGGACCGUUAUAUACCUAUGUACACUCUGAUGACGGCAUUUCAUCUCUUAUUGAUCAUGUGAUAAUCGAUUCAUCAAAAACUGACCUCAUAUCAAACUGUUAUAUCGGCGACCAACCUUAUUUGGACGUAUCCAGUCACAGACCAAUUUUCUGUGAUAUUCUUUUUCCCACCGCAUCGGCCGUAAAAUCUCCUCAGAUUGAACGCAGUGUUUUCAAGUGGCCUUCAGAUGGCACUUCUUCAGGUACUGAAGUCUAUCACGAUAACCUUCAUCAGUUUAUAACGCAGUCCAAUCUCAUCAGUUUUCGGUUAAACAAUAUUUCAGACAUCGACAGUUAUACAGACCUAUUGACUAAAGGUAUUCAUGACACAGCCUUAUCGUCUCUCCAAAAGAGGAAGUUUAAUAAAUUCUUGAAACCCUAUUGGAAAGGAGAGCUGAAGGAGUUACAUCGCGAUAUGUGGCGGUUGAGGUGCAUUUGGGAUGACGAAGGUCGUCCUCGUGAUCCUAACUCCCAGUCCUUUUGUUUAUACAAGGACGCGAAACGUAAGUUCCGGCGUAAACGCCGCCAGUUAUCAGAGAACCAUCUUAUUACUCUGAAUUCCGACAUCGAAGAAGCGGCGGAUAUAAAUCAAAAGUCGUUUUGGUCUUUGGUGAGAUCUCGUGCUGGUGGUGGAUCUCGUGGUUCAGCGGGAGCUGAAGUAAUGUUUGGGAACCAGACUGUCAGAGACCCUGCUGCGUUAGCGUUGCACUGGGGCGAGUAUUUCUCCGGUAUUUACUCCCACUACACUGACCGCCUCUUUGACAAUGACUUUAAGUCGUCUGUCGAAUCCGAGUUGGCAGAAUUCCUAAGCCAUGAUGCUCCAGCAACAAGCUCUUCCGAAAUAACUUUUACAGUGGAUGAAGUUAACCUUACCUGUAAAAGUCUUCCUCUUGGAAAAGCUCCUGGCAUUGACUCUAUUGUAUACGAACACCUAAACAUGGUUUUCAAAAACAAGCUAGCAGCUCUAUGA
Molecule: messenger RNA, 1548 nt
Organism: Ylistrum balloti
Lineage: Eukaryota; Metazoa; Mollusca; Bivalvia; Pectinida; Pectinidae
Exons: 2
Coding region: 1-1548 (515 amino acids)
Molecular function (GO): catalytic activity
Source: RefSeq, a predicted model, not a curated record